Molecule: messenger RNA, 2971 nt
Organism: Dermacentor albipictus
Lineage: Eukaryota; Metazoa; Arthropoda; Arachnida; Ixodida; Ixodidae
Product: START domain-containing protein 10-like
Molecular function (GO): lipid binding
Source: RefSeq, a predicted model, not a curated record
AGCUGAGAAUGAACAGCUUUAGCGGUUGCGACCAAACCACUCGAAAAUUGAGGGUUUUCUCGAGUUCCGCAGUGUGCAAUAUUUUGACGCCUACUUUACGCUAUUUGUUCGCUAAAGUGAACGCUCGUACGAUUUUAUAGACCGCAGCCGGCAACAUGUUUGCUUCCGUUCAACGCGCUAACGUGCACCUCGUUCCACGUUUGUGCUGUUCGUCACCUAACCACUGUGCCCCAACCAAAAUGCCUCCUUUAACCUCUACGCAUGUAUGUACCAGCGUGGUAUGUACUACGCGCGUAUGCGCUGCGCAAAUGUAAUCAGCAUCGGCAUCGAGCAAUGGCUGCAACCAACGUCGGCAUUCCGCAACCAAGAACCGAACACGGAUGAGCCGGGCGGAUCUUUCUUUUGUACUGCCGUGACAGCAGUAACUGCGAUAAGCGUCAGCAGAGGACCACAGCUAUCACGAUGGAUGUAGGCGAAGUUCGUAUUGCCGAUGAUCGAGAUUUUGAGCGCUUGAAAGCUUUGGCCGACAAGCCCGACGGCUGGAAAGUCGAGUACAAGAAAAAAGAUACCACCGUGUGGACUAAAUCAACCCAGCAAACUGAAUUCAAGAUGAUAAAGCUGCACACCGUGUACAAGGAUGUCAGUCCGGCUUUACUGUUCGACGUUUUAAUGGAUCCACUGUAUAGAAAAAAGUGGGAUGUCUACGUGCUGGAGAGCUACGACAUCGGAUUCUUGAAUCCCAACAACGACGUUGGAUAUUACGCAGUUCGGUCUCCACCGCCUUUCAAAAACAGGGACUUCGUCCUCCAGAGAUCCUGGCUACAAACGGAGAAAGAAUGCCUCAUAAUAAACCAUUCAGUGUUUCACGAGUCUGCACCACCAAAGAAGGGUUUUGUGCGAGCCGUUUCCUACCUGACCGGACUUGUUAUUCAACCAGAUGGAAGUUGUGGUUGUAAGCUGACCUACGUAACGCAGUGUGACCCCAAAGGUUCACUCCCAGCAUGCUUUGUGAACAAGCUCACCAAAAUUUUUGCUCCAAAUAUGGCAAAGAAGUUGCGAAAGGCUUGCCUGGAAUACAAUGACUGGAAGAAAGCUCACCAGCCCAGCUACAAGCCUUGGCUGCACCCAGAACAGAUAAGCAUGCCGAGACUGGAUGUGUCGCGCUGUGCAAGGCCUAUGAAUGUUCAUAUUCCUCUCCGUCCGAGGCUACAGGUUAAGUGAUGCGUGAUCAACCUAUUGUUCACUAAAUCUGUAUGGUCAUUUCACUAGAUCACGUCACUGCCAUUAAUGUGGACACUAGCAGUAGCUGGGUAUGUUUGCAUUUUAAUGUCAGUGCGGAAAAGAAAACGUGAAAAUGUAGUCGUACAACCUUCACACUGGAGUGGCUGUACCGUUGUUUUUGAGCAGUAAUGUGGCUUCUUGUGGCCCCAGCUGAAGCUUGUGGCGAACUUUAAGAUGAGGCACUAAUUUUCUUAUAAUCGACUGGUCCAGAGACUUUUCAUUAACAUGUGAUGGCUAUUCAAAGCAACUAUACUCUUAAAUAUUGUACACCCUUCAAGGCUUAACGGUAUUGCAAAAAAAUAACCAAUCUCAUGUGCAUUUUCUUUCUUUAACACUAUGCACCCACUAAUUUCUUGUAAUGAUGUGGUAUUCUUAGAUGCACACGUCAUUUUUGACAGGAAAGUAUGCUGGGCAUGCAUUGUUAAAAAGAAGAUGCGUGCAAGAUUGGGGAUAAUUUUUUUUGUUUGUGUGACAAUGUUGCACCCUAAGGGUGUAUAAUCUUUAGUAGUGUAGUGUUUCAUAGCAAAGCAGAGGUAGUCAGAAGUCUGCAUGAGUGCAAAUUGGCUGCAGUAGAACAAGUUAGGCCACUGAUAACAUCUCCUUUGUCCUGGUUGGCUGCAUUUAUUUAUCGAAAUCUAUUCUUUCUUUGUUUGAAAGCCUCUUCAUGGCCACCCAUAGUCUGUGCGGUAUGGCUACUCUGAUGCAAAGCGUGCCCGAGUAACUUACAAGCUAUUCAAGAAAGCAUGCAAGUUAAAUGAAUGGCAUUAUAAAUAUGUGAAGCAUAUUGCUAUACAAGGAAAUCCCAUGUGGUAUUGCAUUAUUAAGCAACAGUCAUUAAAAACCAAAAGAGUGAUUACCUACAAGUAAAAGCUAAGGCAGGAAAAUAUGCAUUUCACUCACACUUCAGCAGACACCGAGUUCUGUGGAAGCCCACGAAGGGCAGGAAGGUUCAUGAAAGGGAAAAUUGUCAUCCACUUGACUCUAGCUUGAAGCUACAAAAGAAACCCAUAGGGGUUUCUGAGAAAGCAAGCUUCAUAGUUGAGGAAAAAUUUGUCCUGGUCUAAAAUCGGAGCACUAAUUUUCCUUCGACUGCAAAGCUUUCUUUACCAGAAACCUGCAUGGGCUUCCUUUGUAAUUUCGUGUUACUGUCAGGUACAUGAAAAUUUGCCCUUUCAUGCAUUUAGUAUUUAAUUCAGUGGCUAAAGUUUUUUUUUUUCUUCUCCAUGUUGCUCAUUUGCAGUAAGCAGAAAGCUGCCGUUGGUUUUGGUAAAAAUGAUCAAGGUACCAUAGGUAAAGUGGGGUAGUGCUGCAACAUCACAAAUUGUCAGAGGGCAGUAGAAAAAGAUGGUGUAUUGCUACUCGAUAAGACUCCUUACAUGGCAAAUCAGUUUUGUGGAAAUCUGUAAUAUGGUAGAACUUUCAUUAGAGGGCAAAAUUGUCACCAAUCUAACAGUGGCAUAAAGCUACAAAUGAAUCCCUUUCUUCGUAGGUUGCUUUCAUUUCCUUUGCAGCUUUACACUAUGUCAACUAGAUGUCUUCUUUUUUUCUUUUAUGACUCUUGUAGUUUGUACACUUAGUCUACAUUGUUAAGGUGUAGAGCAGACAUUCCUGUUGUGAACAGCCAGGCAUGUGUUAAAUGCAGGUAUGAGCUUACACAGAAUAAAAGCUAGACUUGCUCUUGUGUUGGGAA